Neltuma alba is the source of this 1822-nucleotide messenger RNA. RefSeq lists its product as uncharacterized. The coding region runs from base 14 to 1822 and encodes 602 amino acids. Gene Ontology annotation, molecular function: protein binding. The record is from RefSeq and is a predicted model, not a curated record. The transcript has 6 exons. Gene Ontology annotation, cellular component: membrane. Lineage: Eukaryota; Viridiplantae; Streptophyta; Magnoliopsida; Fabales; Fabaceae.
UGCAGGAGACAACAUGGGUGAGGAUCUGCUAGGUAUUCCCAACAAGUGGGAUGAGAACCCGAUCUUCGUCGCGGUUGUCCAUAACCGUAAACCAGCCUUCAUCUACCUCUACGAUGCUGCAUGUAAAAAAGGAGAAGACUACUGGGACUCAUAUCGGUACUUGGUUAUUAAAAGAGGUACUGAUGGAGAUGCUGAUAGAGAUGCUGAUGCUGACGCCGAUAGAGAUACUGUGCUUCACUCGGCCAUUAGGAGAGGGCACGUAGAUUUGGCAUUCUACAUCAUCAAAAAGUGCCCACAGCUUUCGGACGAUUUCAAUGCGAAGGGAGUGAGUCCUCUUGAGCUGCUGGCCAGAACACCUUCCCUGUUUAGAAGUAGCUACAACCUUUCCUGGUGGAAACAUAUCAUAUACUUUUGUAUACAAGUUGCUGCACUGAAGUAUGAUCCCAAUCCUAAUUCUAAAACAAAUCCAGAUCGUAAAAGCUCCAACAUUGUCAGUCCGCCUGCUGCCCAUAGAAGGCAUGGGAACAUAUUCGCCAAGAUAAGGAGGGUGAAAGAGAAGUAUAUAUGGAGUCUUCAAAUAUUGGAUCAACUUUUGGAAAAUUACUUGAAUGAAGAGAACAUGAAACAUCCAAUUGACCCUGAAUCGGGUUCAGAUCAUGAUCCAUUUGAGAUGCUUGCUGCAUUUGGUGGGGGUGGUGAUCGCAGAGACAAGAUUGAGAACAUCACAAAUAAAGCCCUGUUGGCAGCAGCAGAGACAGGCGUGAUCGAGGUAGUGGAUAAGAUUCUGCGAAGAUUCCCAGGAAUCAUCCCUGAAGAUACUGUAGGUCCAACGAACAAGAAUAUACUGAUGGUGGCUGUAGAGAAUCAACAGGCAGAGAUAUUUGUGGCACUUCGACAACACUUGAAAAAAGUACCAGGGAAGCCUAACCUGUGGGACGACCUGGUUCAUGCGGUGGACGAUGAAAACAACAAUAUACUGCACAUAGCAGCAAAGUACGAUGAAUCCUGGUCUCAUGGUUGGCAAGCUUAUGGUUAUGCCAUGCAGAUGCAAUGUGAAAUCACGUGGUACGAGUAUGUGAAAUCAUUUGUGCCCUCCCACUAUCUCUUCCUUAAGAACGGAAAAGGCAAAAACCCGGAACAAAUAUUCACUAGAGACCCCAAAGAUCUGGUGGAAAAGGGCAACGCAUGGCUUAAGGACACAUCUCAAUCUUGCCCGGUGGCGGCAGCACUGGUGGCCGGAGUUUCUGCGACGUCGAAGUCCAUCCAUGGCAAAACCCCGGAACAAAUAUUCACUAGAGACCACAAAGAUCUGGUGGAAAAGGGCACCACAUGGCUUAAGGACACAUCUCAGUCUUGCUCGGUGGUGGCGGCGCUGGUGGCAGGAGUUUCGUUUGCGACGUCAAAGUCCAUCCCUGGAAGUAUCGACGCCAAAGGCAAACCAACAUUAGAAGGACAUCCCGCGUUUCAACUUUUCGCCAUCAGCGGACUCAUAGGGCUUGGAUUUUCCGUCACUGCGCUUAUCAUGUUCCUCUCCAUACUUACAUCUCGAAAACAACCCAUAGAUUUCAAAAGGAAUCUGCCAUUCAAGCUUCUUCUGGGAUUAAGCUCAUUGUUUGUGUCCAUUGCUUCCAUGUUCAUAUCUUUCUGUGCUUCACAUUUCUUCGUGGUUGAGGACAAGUUCAAGAAAGGAAUCUUCCCUCUUUAUGCCGUCACUUGUCUUCCUAUUUCAUUGUAUGCCAUCGCACAGUUUCCUCUUUACAUGAAUCUUAUGAAAGCCAUUGUUAAGGACGUUCCCCAAUCCCAAAAAUACGUCCAGUUGUGA